UGUUAUCAUCAGUCAUCAACAAUUGAGAACAGAGAAAUGGAUAUUGAAACAGUGUAGGACUGACUUGGUAGGAUUUGUACAGCAAGUAGUGGACAUAGAGAGAGAGAGAGAGAGAUCAGAAGGCAUAACAAAAAUAUCUGCAAUUGAUUGUUUACAUUUGAUUAUUAACAACAAUCCGGGGAAGGUGUUAGUUUAGGGUUAAAGUUGCCUGGAGGUGUACUUUUUUUUACUUUUUUGUGUAAGCCAGAACUACUCUAAAUUUUAGAAUAAUGAACCCGAAAAAAAAAAAAAAAAUACAAAUAAUAAAAUCACCUAAAAAUGUGUAUUUUAACAAAAUAGGGGAAAAAAUACACUAUGUAAAAAAAUAAGUAAUUAAUAAAUAUCAAGAACAUAUAAGUAAAACCACAAUAACAAUUAGAACAUAAACAUGUGACUACAAAAUUGUACAACCAUAGCUGAUGUGUGUACGCCUGAACUACUCCAGAUUUUAGAAUAAUGAACCGGAAAAAAUAAUAAAAAUAAAUAAAUACAAUUAAUAAAUACGUUUUAAAACAUAUACAUUUUUCUGUUUUUAUACAUGUAUAUUAUUUUUUAUAAUAAAAACAAACGCAAAAUUUACAUGUACAUAAAAAAACGGGUCCCAAACGAGUCGCUCACACCUGGGAAUCGGUUCUCAUUGUUUACUUACUGAGCCGUUCAAAAGACUCGAUUCGUUCGCGAAAGUCACAGCUCUAACCCAGGAGCCGGCCCAAUUGAGCACCGCAGCAGAGAGAGAGAGAGAGAGAGAGGGUCGUCUGCCUGCGGAACAUCGCCGCUGCCGGUCGGACUUUCCUCCUACCGCGGCCUGUCUAAGACACGUCCGCCUUGGAUACAACACUCGCCAGUUUUAGCCCGAAGUCAGACGCGGGGGUGUCGGCCUUGCGCUUGGCCUCGCGCCGCUUGCUAGCAAGAAGUUAGCAUGGCGGAGAACCACAAGCAAGUGGCCGAGGACAAGACCACCAGGCCGGGCCACGGUGAAGUCAACCACAGGUGGAAGUACAUCAGCCUGGCCCUGCUGGUGGUCCAGAACUCCGUGCUCAUACUCAGCAUUCGUUAUGUGCGCACGAUACCGGGCGAGCGCUUCUUUGCCACGUCGGCUGUGGUCAUGGCGGAGGUCCUCAAGGUGCUGGCGUGUCUCCUCAUCAUCCUGCUGCAGGGGAGGCUCAACGUGAAGAAGAUGGCGGCGCUCCUGGUGGACGCCAUCUUUUUCCAGUACAGGGACAUGUUGAAGUUGGCAGUUCCGUCCCUCAUCUACACGCUACAGAACAACCUGCAGUACGUCGCCAUCUCCAACCUGCCCGCCGCCACCUUCCAGGAGCUUCAGAGGGGUACUUGUACUUCAAAUCACAUGCCUGGGAUGAUGAUGGUGACGUACCAGUUGAAGAUCCUGACUACGGCGCUGUUCAGCGUGUUGAUGCUGAGGAAAAGUCUGACCAGAGUCCAGUGGUUGGCUCUGCUGCUGCUCUUUGUGGGCGUCGCCAUUGUGCAGGUGCAGCAGGACGGCAACAAGGAGGCGGCGCACGCCGACCAGAACUACACCAUCGGCCUGAUCGCCGUGGUCAUCAGCUGUCUGUCGUCGGGGUUCGCCGGCGUCUACUUCGAGAGGAUCCUGAAGGGAAGCGCCCCGUCCGUCUGGGUCCGUAACGUACAGCUGGGCAUCUUCGGCAUGUCGCUGGGCAUGCUGGGACUGUGGUGGAACGACGGCGCAGCCGUGAGCCGGCGCGGCUUCCUGUCGGGCUACACUCCGAUGGUGUGGGGCGUCAUCUUCAACCAGGCGUUCGGCGGCCUCCUGGUUGCCGUGGUGGUCAAGUACGCCGACAACAUCCUCAAAGGCUUCGCCACGUCCCUCUCCAUCAUCAUCUCCACCGUCCUGUCCGUCUACCUCUUCGCCUUCAACGUGGACCUAAUGUUCACCGCCGGGGGGGGGCUGGUCAUCAGCGCCGUCUAUAUGUACAGUCUGCCCAAAGCUUCGCCACGCCCCAGCCUGUCUUCCGCCGCCAUGCAGGAGUGCGCCGAUAUAGAGGCCUUUCCGACAAAGUGGGCCAGGAAGCAGAAAGGAUCUUGAGAGGAAGAGCGCUCUCUGACGCCCCCUGCUGGUGCAGCACACUAACAAGUGACGGCUCAAUAAUGGAUAGGGCACACGACCUGUCACUCAAAGGAGCUAAUGUCCCACGUUUUUAUGUCAAACUUUGAAUGCAAAACUCAGGUUUUUUUUGUUUUGUUUUAAUAGCCACGAGUUAUGUUGGGACAAAAUACACUACUGGGCAAAUAAAGCUCGUUCCAAUCAACGAAGAAGAGUAAAAACAGGUGUUAAUGUCUUUUUUGGCCCUCAAUCUGUUUUGGCCCUCAAAUGCCGCCGUAGUCACUACGACGCGGACUUCCGGGAUUAGCCGUUUGAGCUCGCUACAC
This is a messenger RNA of Nerophis lumbriciformis (worm pipefish), 2448 nucleotides long. It is a transcript of the gene slc35a2, whose product is annotated as solute carrier family 35 member 2. NCBI's taxonomy places the organism in Eukaryota, Metazoa, Chordata, Actinopteri, Syngnathiformes, Syngnathidae. Gene Ontology annotation, molecular function: pyrimidine nucleotide-sugar transmembrane transporter activity. The record is from RefSeq and is a predicted model, not a curated record. Gene Ontology annotation, cellular component: Golgi membrane. Gene Ontology annotation, biological process: pyrimidine nucleotide-sugar transmembrane transport.